AUGGUUCAGUACCCGUCGGUCCAGCGCUCCAUAGGCGAGAUGAGCGUUGCAAUCCAAUCGGGCCGUUUGUUACUGAUCGACGCCGCGCUGACCGACCGAGACGAGGACCCCAUCGCAUCGGUGCUGGCGGUCAAUCGCGCCAAGCAAUAUUGCGCCGAAGUGGGUGUGUCGGUUACUGACGCCGCCAUGAGGAUGGCCGGUGGUGGUGGUCUGCUGAAAUCGUCGCCGUUGGAACGCCUGCGUCGCGAUGCGCUCUCCGGUCCGGUGAUGCCACCGGCUAACGAUCGUUGCCUGGAAACCAUUGGAAAAUUGGAGUGCGGGUUGCCCGCGGUUACCGUGGAACUGACCUGA
Geodia barretti is the source of this 351-nucleotide messenger RNA. NCBI's taxonomy places the organism in Eukaryota, Metazoa, Porifera, Demospongiae, Tetractinellida, Geodiidae. The record is from the annotation of a GenBank genome assembly.